Babesia ovata is the source of this 480-nucleotide messenger RNA. Its product is annotated as family transcriptional regulator, putative. The record is from RefSeq and is a predicted model, not a curated record. NCBI's taxonomy places the organism in Eukaryota, Apicomplexa, Aconoidasida, Piroplasmida, Babesiidae. The transcript has 2 exons. Bases 1 to 480 code for a protein of 159 amino acids.
AUGGAGGAGGCUUCUUUGGGAGUGACGGCAAGGCGACAAAGGGAGAAGGGAGAUGACAAAGCAGCGAUCGACGUCCUUGUAGAGCGAGAGCAUCCUGCGGCUGCCGGCGAGCAGCGCCUUGACGUCGAUGAGGUGGGAUGCCCUGGUGGUGAGGAGAUGGGAGCGGAUGCGAAGCACGUCCAUGCGGUAGAGCAUCGUGUGGGCGAUGUAGAGCGUGGCGAUAGACCAGAGUGCUGUGAUGGUGUAGAGGAAGGGCGCACGGAUGCGGUAGAGGUACUCGGGGAUGGUGUCGUGCGCCAGCCUGUGGAGAGGGUUCAUUUCCUUGACGACGACUUGGAGCGCCGUGCAGAGAUCCUCGCAGGUGCGCUUGGACUGUGGGCCUCUGGUGGAUCCGGCGAGGCUGUGGGCGUCCCUGUGGACGAAGCCGUACUUGAAGAGUGUGGGCGUGGUGGAGUCGCAGUCCACGAUGGAGGGGCAUGA